Molecule: messenger RNA, 5721 nt
Organism: Hypomesus transpacificus
Lineage: Eukaryota; Metazoa; Chordata; Actinopteri; Osmeriformes; Osmeridae
Gene: fmr1
Product: FMRP translational regulator 1
Exons: 15
Coding region: 278-2059 (593 amino acids)
Biological process (GO): DNA damage response; positive regulation of translation; negative regulation of translation
Cellular component (GO): neuronal cell body; nucleus; axon
Molecular function (GO): protein homodimerization activity; mRNA 3'-UTR binding; translation regulator activity
Source: RefSeq, a predicted model, not a curated record
CAGUACUCAAGUUGUCACGUGCUGAGGAAAAGGGAGGCUCUUCUGUUGACAUCAGUGCACUCAAGAGCAAUUGAUGCAAGUCACAUAAUCGUAUAUGUUUCGCUUUCGUUUCACUUAGAAUUGUUUACUUGUAUGAUUGGAAACCGAAACAUUUGAGUGCAUAUACCGUUAGCGGUAGAGUCUUUGCAAGAGUCAGCACCGCAGUGUAGCUAUCACGCGACUGGAGUACUGUUGGCUAGCAAGCUAACGCUGCUUGCAACUAUUUAACGUUAGUGUCAUGGACGAGCUAACAGUGGAAGUCAGAGGAACGAGCGGUGCUUUUUAUAAGGCCCAUGUGAAGGACGUACACGAAAGCACUGUCACGGUUUCAUUUGAAAACAACUGGCAGCCAGAGCGUCAAAUUCCCUUCCACGAUGUUCGCUUUCCACCACCCACUGGUUUUCAGAAAGAGAUCAACGAGAGCGAUGAAGUAGAGGUACGUGCUGUGUAUUCUCGAGCCAACGACAAGGAGCCCUGCGGCUGGUGGCUAGCCAAGGUCCGCAUGGUCAAAGGAGAGUUUUAUGUGAUCGAGUAUGCCGCUUGCGAUGCCACUCUCAACGAAAUAGUCACUCUGGAAAGGUUACGGCCUGUCAACCCCAACAAGCCGGCUACUAAAAACACCUUCCUGAAAAUAAGACUGGACGUUCCAGAGGAUCUACGGCAAAUGUGUUCAAAAGAGUCGGCACACAAGGACUUCAAGAAAGCAGUGGGUGCAUUUAACAUAACGUAUGACUCGGACAAGAAGCAGCUGCUUAUUCUGUCGGUGAAUGAAGUGACCACCAAGAGGGCCAACAUGAUGAGCGACAUGCACUUCAGGAGCUUGCGGACCAAACUGUCUUUGAUGCAGAGGAACGAGGAGGCCAGUCGCCAACUGGAGAGCUCUCGACAGUUGGCAUCCCGGUUCCAUGAGCAGUUUGUGGUGCGUGAUGACCUCAUGGGCUUGGCGAUCGGCACCCACGGGGCCAACAUCCAGCAGGCCCGCAAGGUCCCCGGGGUCACCACCAUCGACCUGGAUGAAGAGACCUGCACCUUCCACAUCUACGGAGAGGACCAGGAGGCGGUGAGGAAGGCCAGGAGUUUCCUGGAGUUCUCCGAAGACGCCAUCAAAGUUCCCAGGAACCUAGUGGGAAAAGUGAUAGGGAAGAAUGGCAAGCUGAUCCAGGAGGUGGUGGAUAAGUCGGGGGUGGUCCGAGUGAGGAUCGAGGCAGAGAACGAUAAGAAGCCUGUACUGGUGGAUGAGGGCAUGGUGCCAUUUGUUUUUGUGGGAACAAAGGAGAGCAUCUCCAAUGCCAAGGUGCUCCUGGACUACCACCUCAACUAUCUGAAGGAAGUGGACCAGCUGCGUAUGGAGCGCCUGCAGAUCGACGAGCAGCUGCGGCAGAUAGGAGGCGGACCGAGAGGCCAGGGUGGCCGCAUAGAGAAGGGACUGGUCAUUGACAACGGCAUGGGGCUGGGCUUGAACCUGGGUCUGGGGCUGAGCGCCCAGAGAGGGGGGAAGCCGUACACCAGGGGGGGGCGUGGACGCAGAGGGCCCCCUUUCACUUCAGGCACCAACUCGGAGGCUUCCAACGCGUCUGAGACGGAGUCCGACCACAAGGACGAGCUCAGCGACUGGUCCCUGGCACCCGCCGACGAGCUCAUGGGGGGCGGGAUGGGUGGUGGCAGCGGCUUCCCCAAGCGGCCAGACCAGAGGAAGAGAGGAGGGGGGGGGCCGCGAGGCCGGGGGGGAAGAGGCCGGGGAGGCGGGGGAGGGUUCAAAGCAGCUGAGGACAUCCAGUGGAGCGACUCGCGCCCUCGCAACAUCCGGGACACCAAGAUGAGGCCUCCGGAAGAUUCUCUACAGAUUCGCGUGGACGGUAACAACGAGCGCAGCGUGCACGCAGCCCGCGCCUCCACCGACGUCCCGGCCCGCCAGAGGCCCUUCAAGGAGCGAGGGCUGAAGAAGGACAAGCAGGAGAGUCCCGACGCCGACGCCCCCGCCGCCUCCGCUCCCCCUCCGCUGGUGAACGGGGUGUCGUAGAGUAAAAGUCCCCUCCCCCCCACCCCCCCCCCACCCCCUCCUCCACACACACACACCUUGGGCUCGCUCUCUGUCACACCCACAGACACACAGACACCCACACUUUGUCAUCGAUUCCCUAAGCUUCUACGUUAGACCUGCAGGCCAAAGAGGAGCCGGUAACGGAUGGGGGAGAAACAAAGUGCUUUGGAGCCCCCGGCUGUGAGGUGCCAUAGAGAGGGAGGGGCCGGGCUGGGGGCCGGGGGCCGGGGUGGGGGCCGGGCUGGGCUCUUCUGGUUCAGGCUCGGCUCGGCUCUGGUGAGUUUUCUGUGUACAGUGAAGGAAUCCCGAAAGGGUUUUCUGUUUGGAUUGAAAGGGAAGGCCGAGGCGGGGAGAGUGUUUCUUUUCUACUAAUAGACAGUCGUUGCUGACAGCUACCCAUGGGACUGUUCUUCUCAGCUGUUGGUCUCAAGGUGUUUCAGUAGAAGACCCUAAUUGGUCAUGAUGUGUUUCCUAUGGGUCUGGUUUUUCUAUCAACAUCUCUCACAUUGUUGUCUCACCUUUUUCUCCUGGGCUGCGUUCAAACAAUUUGACGUUUUCCAACAGCUUGUAAAAUAAAUAUUUUAUUAUUAUUAUUUGUUGUUGUUUUUUGAAACGUUAAGCACCGCCUCUUAACGUUCCGUGUAGUAACCGUUAAUUCCCCAUUCGGUGGGCGUGUUAUGAUGUCACAGGCUGGCAAAACAUCAUGGUGAUACUAUUUUCACUGUUCUUUAUCAGCUUCCUGCAUUGCCACAUUUCUUGAAAUGGUCAGUCAGUACUGCUAGUUUUUCGUUCAGUUUUGUUAAAUCAGCUCUUGAACGCAGUCCAGGUGUGGGGGUUCACCCCUUCAGUGUGUGGAUCCUUGUCACUUACCAAGACAUGGAGCUCCUUACCACCAAUCUCAGUCUGCAACACUUUCCGUUGGCGCUUGAUUUACUCACUCAAGUGCUCCUCCAGGAUUUGACAAUAUGACAAAUGUAUUUUACCAAGAUAUGUUCACAAUGUGGUUCAAGAAUGACAUUAAACAACAGUUUCUAGAGGCACCAAUAGCAACAAAAAAGAAAAUUUAGAACGGAAAAUAAGAAAGAAAAAAAAUCAUACCAACCUUUUUGUCUGAUCUGUGCCUUUAAUAUUGUGUGGAUAGUAUCACAACUAGAAGUCCAAUUCAGGGAAAAAGACAUUUAAACAACAGUGAUGUAAAUUGUGCUCAUGUGUGGUAGUCGACGUAGCUCAACUUUGGAGACAUGAGUCAUUUAGUCUUUUUUAACAUGGGGAUGCAUGUGUGUCUUCAUCUGAGGGGGAGGGAAGAGUUGCUGUGGAGGGAAACCGAGGCUCAGUCUCAAGAUGAGACUGGUUUCUGUUCCCUCAGGCCCAGGACCGCUUCACUACAGACAGUAAUGGACUCCUUUUUUGCUAGUGAUGGAAACCAUUUUCUCUCUCAGCAGGAGGGUAAAGAAAGACCAUGAACUCAAUAUCUUCUCCAACCCGCACAGCUACCAGAUCCAAACUCAUAUAUCAAAGGUUGUGAUGAAGCCUCAAAACAAUACGGUGAUAUUUCAUGCCACCGGUUUAUUAGUUGUACAUUAUACUAUUGGCACAGCUCUGUGUGGGUCUCUUUUUUGUUUUUUUAUGUGAUUAUUCUUAGUGCACCAGACCAGGAUAUUGAGAACAUGGUAUUUUCAAUAUUUGUCAGCCUACUGUUGCUCUGCAUUUUUACAGUAUCAAUGUGCAACAAGCCUUUUGGCACGAUUCUGUCAAAACCUAAACAUAUUGUUAAUAGUAUGGGAACAGCUGGUCAUAUCUGACUGUAAUUGUUACUGGAAGAAAACGUUUUUGGAUACUGUGUAUAUUACAAUUCUCAUUUGUAAAAAAAACAAACAAAAAAAAAGACAGAAAAAAGAAAAGAAAAAAGGAGAAUGUUUUUAUCGUUGUUUCAGAUUGAACUUGAAAUGUGCACUUACCAUUCUUUUUGUGUUAUCUGCAACAGCUAAAUAAUAUUGACUAUAUAAUAAACUAUGAUGUUAAGGUUUUCUUUUUUUUUUUUCUUUUUUUUUUUUCUUUGGCAGGUGAAUCACACGAAUGCUGUUUAUGUCUAGAUAACCCUUAUAGCUAACUCCUGAGUCACUGUACCUUAUAGCCUACUAUGAGGGAGAAGGACGUAGAAAGAUGCUUAGUUUCUAUGUUAAAUUGUGUGUCUUAUCUGACCCCUGCUUGUACAGUUGAACUGAACCUAGUUUACAGUUGCAGACUUCUCUUUUUGAAUUUUAUUUUUUACAAACUUACUGACUGUGAGGGUAUUCUUAGUGUCUUGUUUAUAUUUAUUUUCCUUUCUCUUGUUCGGUUGUUUACGCUAAAGUGUACGAUAAAGCGCAGUUAAGAAAACUACCAAGCAAAUCCACAGCUGGAAAGCUUGCUGGCUAUUAAUCGCUCUUUGUCCUGUUCCUCUGCUUCUGUUCCUCUGUCAAAUAAGGCCGCUCUCCCAACCAAUCACCAGGUAGCAUUUUGUCGUGUGCUUAAUUCAGAUUGAGUGUGGAGGUGGGUGUUCAUCAAUAGGCAACUUCAUCCCAAGCGUCAUCCCAUUCUGAUGAACACGCCCACAAAUGUACUUGAGCUUCUUAGGUUUUGUAUGAGAUGAGCGACUGAGAUGAGCUGUGUAUUAUUAUGGAAGAAACUGAUUGCAGGGCUUUUGGUUGCAGGUUGGUGGUAAAGAUCUGUAAAGAGCAGGGGGUGUUCAUUGGUGUAAUGGUAUGGAGUGCCUAACUCGAAGGACGUUGCUUUAAAUGAAUGACACGGGGAAGACUGCACUAACUCACUACCUUGAGAACUCUCCAUUCCUCCAUAUCGAUCUAAAAAUCAUCUGAUGGUAAUCAUAAAUUUGACACGUCUCAUAGCCAUUCCUAAUGUAUUUAUAAAAAAUAUGUAACAGAGAAGUGAGCAAUUGGAUAUGGAGGGAGCUUUUCUAGUCCAUCGAUCACAUGGACUGGUAGCAGCUCUCCAUUCUAGACAAGCACAUCACGUAAGCUGCAUCCUGUUCCUCACCUGCUUGAGGUAAAUCUCUAACUCAGUUGGAUAGGGUAAACACUUCUUUACACAACACGUCACCCAAACCAGGCAACAUCAUAUCUGAUUUGAAAUGGGGUGGAGGACAGAAGGUUACAUGCCCUGAGAAUUGGAAUCUGGCCGUCCUCUUGAGAUAACACUGGCCCCUCUAGCUCUAGUUUUCUCCCAGCGAACCUCAACACAAAUCAGAUAAAGGCCACAAUUGUCCCAAUAUCAAAACAAUAUCUCAGUCCACAAAGUCGUCUUCACAACACAAAAGUGUUGCCAAACAGACUGUUUUUUAUAGUAAUUUAUUUUUGGGAAUGUAUAAAACCAGUACUAAGACACAAAAUAUUGUAAAGGAAAAAAGUGAUUGCACUCCUUUGGCUGUUGUGGUUGAGAAAUGGAACUAAAAAUACUGUAGAUAUCAAAAACAAUGGUAGAAGCGACCUUGUAUGUUAUUAACUGCACUUUGGGCAAUAUUUUCUUUGUACAUAUUAGCGUACACAGAUUGGGUUAUAUGUCAACAUUGUUUGGUUAUAGUGCAAUAUAUUUUGUAUGCAAGCAGUUUCAAUAAAUAAAGUUUGAUCUUCCUCUGCUACUUA